CAUACAGAGACUUGCAGCGAUGAACGUGGAACAACCAACCAAAGGCAGGGAAAGCCAGCAACAAAGCUUCACUUCCAAGCUUUAAAAUGGUCUCCCUCCCAAGAAUAUCACACAUUAAUAUUAUUAUUAUUCACAAAUAUACUUUUGGGGUUUUCAUAAUUAAUUUUCUAAGCUUAGAUGUAUUUUCUCUGGGAAUGUCAGAAUGUGGCCAGUGGCCUAAAUAUGUAGUAUUAGUAACACACACUUCAACUGCUCCCUCUCUCUCUCUCUCUCUCUGUCUCUGGGGUUCAUAGUCAAAUAUUAUAUAUCAUACUUUUCUGUCUUUGCACUCUUUGUUUAAUUCCCAGUUCUCACUCUUUAGAGGCUUGUCCUCUAUAUCUCAGUUGAAAACUACAUUGCUUCUGCUUGAACCAAUAGUGUCAAUUUGCAUUAACCGAAGUUCCUAACCUCUUUCCCUUUGUCUUCUUUCCCAUUUCAGAAUAUGGAUUUGUGUCCUCUACUUCCUCCUCUCUACUCCCCAUUUGGUCUCCGCACCUCUCUGUCUUCGUUGCACCGUUAAAAAUUUCUUCUUUUGCUUUUCCGAUUGCAGUUCCCAAAAAAGACUCUUGAUUUGAAGUGGGUUUUUGUUUAUUUUAGGUUUUUUUUAAUCAUUUGAGUAAUGGAGGUUCAUUGUGAUCUUGAAGUUGAUGUCAAUGGGGAAGAGUCUUUCAUGGUGGACAAGAAAAUUAUUGCUUCCUACUCUGGCAAAUUGAGAAAAUUACUUGGCAAAUCAAAAUCUACCUCAAGAAAUCUUAAAGUGGUAUUGCAUGACUUUCCGGGAGGAGCAGAGAGUUUUGAGCUCAUUUCAAGGUUCUGCUACAACCAUGGCAGCACCGACAUAACUCCUUCCAAUAUUUCCCUCCUAUAUUGUGCUGCACAGUUCAUGGAAAUGAACAAUUCUGUCAUUGGAACACAUAAUUUAUUGGAAAAAGCAGAGAAGUCAUUUGAAGAGAUCAGAUAUUGGACAUGGUCUGAGCUUUUAAUGGCUUUGAAGCAUUGCCAAGAUUUACUUCCAGCCGCUAAUUCUCUGAGCCUACUCGAGAAAUGCAUGGAUACCCUUGUAGCAAGAUUGCCUUCGACAAGCGAAGCGAGUCCUUGUCCUUCCACUUCAUCCCCAGAUAGCUCUGGUAUUCGGUUUUCAUGCGACACUCGAAGCUCUGAGAGUUUGAAAACCAGCUCAUCUCGGGCAACCUGGUGGUUUGAGGAUCUUCUAGCUUUAGGUCCAAAUUUGGUUGAAAUGCUGGUCAAGUCCAUGAUUUCUCGAAAGCUUGAUCAUGUUAUCAUUAGUAGGUUCCUCUUUUAUUACCAGAAAUCGAAGUUUUACACUGUCAAAUCUGAUGCCAAGUGCACCUUUGUGGAAACAGUCAUUGAUAUGCUGUAUAUUCUUGAUCAGAGCUGUGUUUCUUGCAAGAGUUUAUUUGGGAUUCUUCGAGUUGCUCUGAAUUUGAACAUAAACAAAAGUAGCAGGAAUAAGUUGGAGAGCAUGAUUGGUUCACAGCUUGAUCAAGCAAUAUUAGACAAUUUGCUUGUUCCAUCCCCACGGGGGAUCAAUUACUUGUAUGAUGUCAAUCUUGUUCUAAGGUUAUUGAAAUCAUUUCUGAGUGGAGGAAUCUGUCAAGCAUCGCCCAUGCGAUUGAGGAGAGUUGCUGCCUUGGUGGAUUUGUAUAUGGCAGAAGUAGCCCCAGAUCCUUGUUUGAAGCCUUCGAAGUUUGUGGCUUUAGCCAUGGUCAUGCCGGAUUCUGCCAGAGACUCCUAUGAUGAACUUUACCAUGCCAUGGACAUGUAUAUAGAGGUGCAUGCAGGAUUGUCAGAAGAGGAAAAGAUGAAAAUUUGUUGUGUGUUGAACUAUGAGAAGCUCUCAUCAGAGACUUGCAUACACCUUUCUCAGAAUAAAAAGUUUCCAUCAAAAGCAGCAGUCCAAGCUCUCGUCUCUCAGCAAUUGAAGCUUAAAAGCUUACUCCAUGCAACCAACAAUUCUAAGUCCUACGCUGACUCCCCUUGUAGUGCCGGCGAGGUUGGAAAUUGGGGAAGGAAAUUCGACGCCAAUGAACAACUUGUGCUUUAUGCCGGGAAACUCAAUCUCGCAGCUGACAAUGAGAAACUUAGAGCACAUUUGCAAGGCAUGCAGUGCCGGGUAAUGGAAUUGGAGAAACUGUGCAAGAAAAUGCAAACUCAAAUGGCAAAGUUUACAAAAUCAAGAGCAUCAAGCCACAGUCAUACAAGAUCUGUGCCCAAACUCUGUUCAUGAUAGAAGUUGAGCAUUUUAUUCCAUUAGUUUUCAAGUAUUAUCUCAUCUCUGUAUAGCGCAAGGAAAGGGGUUUUUGUGUUUGCAACAGAUUUUUCUUUCUUUGCUGGAUAACUAAAGGUGAAAAGCAAGUUGUUUCACUUGCAAAGAUUGAGGAAAUCUUUGGUUGUACAGUUACAGAAAGAGAAUUUCUGUUGAGUAACUUUUUCUUUUAAUGAAAUGUCCCUGUUCAUUUCA
Molecule: messenger RNA, 2521 nt
Organism: Prunus persica (peach)
Lineage: Eukaryota; Viridiplantae; Streptophyta; Magnoliopsida; Rosales; Rosaceae
Product: BTB/POZ domain-containing protein At3g22104
Exons: 3
Coding region: 659-2287 (542 amino acids)
Molecular function (GO): protein binding
Source: RefSeq, a predicted model, not a curated record